Molecule: messenger RNA, 723 nt
Organism: Planococcus citri (citrus mealybug)
Lineage: Eukaryota; Metazoa; Arthropoda; Insecta; Hemiptera; Pseudococcidae
Product: Golgi-associated plant pathogenesis-related protein 1-like
Exons: 5
Coding region: 1-723 (240 amino acids)
Source: RefSeq, a predicted model, not a curated record
AUGAAUCUUUUCACCUUAACCUUUACAUUUAGAAUAGUAUUUCUCAAUUUCAUUACACGUGCUGAAUUGAAAGAAUCUUAUUUUAACGAGUCCACAUUCAGGUACAAAAAACUAUCACAAUUAUUCAUGGAGGAAGAGUUUCUACCAUCUUUCAAACAAAGAAAAAUAGAAUUGAUUUUGAAAGAACACAACGAAUACAGAGAUCUUCACAGUGUUCCAAGACUUGAACUAGAUCGUAAUAUAACGUACGAAGCGGAAACAUGGGCCGAACUAUUAACUAGUCUUCAGAGUGAUGCAGUUGAUAACCAUCUUGGGUAUGGAGAAAAUAUCUGGAUCAAAGAAACGGAAGAUAUUGAAUUAUUCAUGAAAGCUGAACAUUUAAAUCCAGUUCGAAUUUGGUACAGUCGAAUUGUAAAUUACUCGGGACCUUUUGAUGCACCUAAAAAUACCAGGAGUUUCACACAAUUGGUUUGGAAAUCUAGUAAAAAACUCGGCGUUGGGUUCACGUAUAGUGCAUUGGUUCUUUACGUCGUUUGCUUUUACGAUCCUCCUGGUAAUCUUAUCGAUAAGAAUAAAUACAUCACUGCUGCAUGGUUUCACGGAAAUGUUUCACCGCCGAAAAAUUCAACAAUUCAAUGGUCUCAUGUACCACGUGGAGAAACAUCGUGGGUACCGGUUGUUAUUAUUUUGAUUGUUUUAAUCUCAAUGUUUGUAACCGAAUAA